Molecule: messenger RNA, 1720 nt
Organism: Cannabis sativa
Lineage: Eukaryota; Viridiplantae; Streptophyta; Magnoliopsida; Rosales; Cannabaceae
Product: SAC3 family protein C
Exons: 8
Coding region: 98-1327 (409 amino acids)
Biological process (GO): mRNA export from nucleus
Cellular component (GO): nucleus; cytoplasm; transcription export complex 2
Source: RefSeq, a predicted model, not a curated record
CGUUUUUGAGUAGUGUGACUCAUUUUGCCGGCAUUAAGCAUUAACCUGGCCGAUUACGUGGCAUAGAGAGAGAGAGGGGGGUUCUGUUCUGUCAGUGAUGGACAGGAGUAGGAACUUCCAACGUCGAAACCCUUCUUCUUCUUCUUCGAACAGUUCCCGCUUCACUGCCUCCAAAUCCUCCAAUCUCGUUCCGUCUACCCCUAAAUCUGGUCCCAAUACCCACGAUAACACUCGCCAUGGCCGAAGCAGACCUAGAUACUCCGCUCCACAAGGACCACAUAAUCCAAAUGACCUUUCCGAUCUUCCCACCAUUGUUGGAACUUGCCCUUUCAUGUGUCCAGAGGGGGAAAGAACGCAGCGUGAGAGACUAAGAGAUUUGGCUGUGUUCGAGAGAUUGAAUGGAAAUCCAGCUCUAUCUUCUCCAAGCUUGGCCGUCAAAAAGUUCUGCAGAACGAUAACCACAAAGGAAAUGCAUAAAUCAGAUGUUCGGCCUCUACCUGUAUUAGUAGAGACACUGAACUACCUUCUAAAGUUGUUGAAUUCUACAGAACGCUCCUUUGAAGUUAUUCAUGACUUCGUUUUUGAUAGGACAAGGUCCAUAAGGCAAGAUCUAAGCAUGCAAAAUAUUGUCAAUGGCGAAGUUAUCAAUAUGUAUCAGGAAAUGGUUAAAUUCCAUGUUAUAUCACAUUACAAGCUUCGAAGUUGUAGUAAUUCUCAAGAUGCUUCUUCACUACAUUACCUUAACAUGGAGCAGCUCACUAAGACUCUGACAUCACUAUUAGAUUUGUACGAAGCCAAUCGAAGUUCCAAUUCUGCUCGUGGGAAUGAAGCUGAAUUCCAUUCUUUUUAUGUGCUUCUUCAUCUUGGUUCAAAGAGCCAACCGAUGGGUGAGUCAUUAUCUUUAUGGUUUCGUCAUGUGCCUUCCUUAAUCAUUCAUUCAAAGGAAAUGCGCUUUGCUCGGGAUCUUUUAAGAUUUUUCAGGAUUGGGAAUUAUAAACGUUUCCUAAUUGCUAUAGCUGCUGAGGCAUCAUAUCUUCAAUAUUGUAUCAUUGAACCUUAUGUUAACGAGGUCCGAGCAUUGGCUCUCUCCUUUAUCAAUAAUGGUGCGUACAAGCUUCAUCCAUAUCCUCUGAUACACCUAGCAAAGCUUUUGAUGAUGGAGGUAUCAGAUGUGGAGUCAUUUUGCAAAGCUUGUGGUCUGGAGAUUUGCACUGAUGAACAAGGAAAUAAGGUGUUACCAACCAAGCAAACCACAUUUUCUUGUCCCAAGGGAGGGUUUCAGCGUUACAGCUUUAAUGGUUUCGGACGGUUUGAGAAGGAACUCUAAAUUGUUCCCAGUGGAGAAAGUAAAGUGAUGAGACAACCAUUUCCAGCCUCCAUACCUAAAUUUGAUACUUCGUGGUAUGUAAAUUAUUUCAGGUGAUAAAACAAAUAACUACAUGCUGAUUUAAAACCACUACUCAACUGCAACAGCUUCCGGUGAGGCUGAAGCAUUCAUUUCACUGUCUAUUUAUUUUAAUAGAAUAAACUAUAGUGAUGGUAACCAAGUGCCCUGUUAUCAUAAUCUUCAAAGUGAAAUCUCUAACAUUUUUAGCCAAAUUUGCUUAUCCAAGUCGUAAUCUUUGUAUUUAUAAAUUUCUACAAAAACAGUGUGAAGUAUUGAUCCGUUCUCAUUUUGUUCAGUUGCUCAUUUAUAUAAAAUAUGUGUAAUCUUUCUCUU